This is a messenger RNA of Portunus trituberculatus (swimming crab), 2843 nucleotides long. RefSeq names its product protein KRI1 homolog. Bases 162 to 2588 code for a protein of 808 amino acids. Gene Ontology annotation, biological process: endonucleolytic cleavage in ITS1 to separate SSU-rRNA from 5.8S rRNA and LSU-rRNA from tricistronic rRNA transcript (SSU-rRNA, 5.8S rRNA, LSU-rRNA). Gene Ontology annotation, cellular component: 90S preribosome; nucleolus. NCBI's taxonomy places the organism in Eukaryota, Metazoa, Arthropoda, Malacostraca, Decapoda, Portunidae. The transcript is spliced from 13 exons. The record is from RefSeq and is a predicted model, not a curated record.
GCAGCAGUGUGUUGUGUGUUUGGCAAUGUGAGUGGUUGAGUGCACGCUUCAUAAGAUUCAUAAAAUGUGGUUCCAAAUAACAACUUCACUUAACAGGAAAACAACAUUUUCCUUGAGAAUAAUAGUUUCAGAUGUUCACUUAAGAUAAUUUAAUAUACAAGAUGUCAAAACAGAAGAAAGUCCUAUUUGAUGACUCGGAAAAUGAAGAAGAUGGUGAGCUACACAUCAACAAAGCAUAUGCCAACAAAUACCAAGAAUGGAGACUUUCUGAGGAACUCCAAAAAUAUAAAGAUCGUUUUGGGGAUGAAGACUCAACAUCUGAGAGCUCCUCAGAUGAAGAUUUUGCUGAGGCAGACAACCCUGAAUUUGACCGAGAGUUCCUGCGAACAAUGGGAGCACUGCAUAAGAAAACUGACCACAAGCUUGAGGGUGUAAAGUUCUUCACAGGCAAUUACAGCAAGAAGAAAGAGAAAGAAAAGGAAGAGCAAGCCAUGACUGUCAAGGACUAUGAACGUUUAUUGAUAACAGAUCAUGGCGGAGAGCUGGAUGAAGAAGAGGAAGGUCCAAGAUCAAAGAAAGAUUUAGAAAAGCUUCCAAAGAACAAAAGAAUGAGUGGCUUUGAGGAUGGUUUGAGCAGUGGUGAAGAUGAUAGCGGUGAUGAACUAUUCACUUCGGGGCUUUUCAAAGUCAAGGAGUCUGACAAGUCAGCAAAGGAGGAAAAGACACAGCCUGAGAAGCAAGAGGAUACACUAGCCUUUAUUAGAGGAGAAUGUUCAUCACUCAGAAAUGAGGACGAUAGAGGGCUGCUGGAGAGUCUGAAAGAAGCUUGGAAUGAUCCCAAAAAGUCUACAGAUGAAAAGUGGCUGAUUGACUUCUUUGUGAAUGAAAGGUACAAUGAAGAAGAAGAUGAUUCAAAAUUACGUCCUUACAACGGUGUGGUGAUAGACGAAGAAUCAAUAUCAGAGGAUGAGAAAACACUGGAAGCCAUGGAAACAUUUGAAACAAAAUACCGAUUCAGAUUUGAAGAACCUGAUGAAGAGUUUAUCAAGAAGUACCCUCGCAUCAUCCAAGACUCCAUGCGAGCAAAAGAUGAACGCAGAAAACAGAAGCGCAUUGCCCUGAAAGAGCGUAAGCAGAAAGAAAAGGAAGUGAAACGGCAGGAGAUUGAAAGAUUAAAGGCUUUGAAGUAUAAGGAGAUUGAAGCCAAAAUUGACAAGAUUAAAGAAGCAUCAGGGAACCAGGAUAUAGAUUUAGGGGAAAAACUCUUUGAAGAAGACUUUGAUGAGGAGCAACAUGACCAAGUAAUGUCCGAAAUGUUUGGUGAAGACUAUUAUGCAGUUGAUGAUGGCAAUGAUGAGAAACCUGUGUUUGACAACGAUGAAGAUAUUGAUGUUAUUCAAGAUUAUGAUCACUGGUUAGAGAAGCAGGAUGCCAACAUAUAUGAUGGUGAAGAAACUGGGGACUGGGAAGAGGAGGACCAUGGUGCUUAUUCUAUGGGUGAUGGCCACAACAGGACUGAAGCUAGGUCUCUGCAACAAGAAAUGAUUGAGGCAUCUUCAAAAAAGAAGGGUAGGAGGAAGUCAAAGUUUGCAAAAGCCAUAAAGCAAAAGAAGCCUGUGUUUGAUCCCAGGGAAAAGGAUUUUGAGUCUUACUUUGAUGAAUAUUACCAACUGGACUUUGAAGAUAUCAUAAGUGGCAUGCCUUGUAGAUUCAAGUACCGGAAAGUGGAGCCUAACAACUUUGGACUUUCAACAGAAGAGAUUUUGUCAGCCCAGGAUAAGGAGCUGAAUAAGUGGAUUUCAUUAAAAAAGAUAUUGCGGUAUCAGAGAGACGAAAAGGAAGAAUCAAAAGACAAAAAAGUAUACCAUCACCGUUCAUCACAGCCUCACGUCAAGCAGAAGAUCCUUCCCAGCCUGUUUGUUGAAGAUCCAGUACAACACCAUGUCUCUGAAGAAGAGAAGAAACGAUUAAAAAAUCUCAAGAAAAAGUUGCGAAGACAACAGAAACUUUUGGGUACUAUGGGAGAAAAUCCAGACUCCACUCCAACAGUGAACCCUGUGAACUCUGAUUACAGACACAAUGAAUGUGAUGCUACCCCACAAUGUGAUGAUGGAGGACACUCCAAGAAAGCAAAGAAAAGGAAGUACAAAAAUUCUAUCCUAGAUGCUGAAGACAACUGCAUAUCUAUUGAUGAAGCUAUAAAGCAACCAAAAAAGAAGAAAAAGAAGCACACAGGAUAUGAAUCCCAAGAAGACAAAUCAAGUAUUGAAAUAAAUCCCUCAGGAUAUAAAGAGGAGCUUCAGCCCAGCAACACCAUUAAAGAGAAAGACAAAAGUGUGAUGGAGACCCAGAACAAAUUUAAUAAUUCUGGAGCCUCAGACACAACAGCAGCAAGGUCUCAGAAAAAGAAAAAGAAAAGAAACACAAAAUCUACUGUAGACAUGAUACAAGAAUCAAAAAAUAAGAAAAAAUUGGCAACUAGGGAUGAUUCCUUUUUCCUGGGUAUAAGUGACAAUAGAUUGGCAGCAUAUGGAGAAAACCCUAAGAAAAUAAAAAACAAAGUCAAGUAUAGGAAACAAGAAUUCUGAUAAAAUGCAUAAUGCAGUUUCAUUACAAAGUCGGACAAUGUUUAAAGAACAGGACAAAGCAGAUCCUCUCCACUGCCCUACAGUUUUGCUUACAAUAGGUAUGUGCAGUUAAUAUUACACAACUGCAAUUCCAUGUACAGAAAGCCAUUCUGCCUUAUUGGAGAAUGUUUUUGUAAAUGAAACUUGGACUGUUUUAAAUAUUGCUGUGAGCCAUGUAAGUGUAAUAAAGUUUUUAUCUAAAAAGAUACAUAUUUA